GCUCGAUUUUCUCCUCCUGCUAGUUCUAUUUGCAAGCGUGAAAGCCUAAUAGAUGGAUAUUCCUUGUUUUUCCAUACUGUAUUUCAUUUCAAUUUGUAUGUUUGCACUAGAAGUAUGCAAGUCAGUCGAUGUGUUGAGCUCAUCUGAGCCAAUUCGUGAUGGUGAUACUCUAGUGUCGGUAGGAGAAAAGUUUCAGCUAGGUUUCUUCAGCCCUGGAAACUCCAGCUACAGAUUCCUCGCAAUAUGGUACCACAACAUCCCAGAAAAGACCAUUGUUUGGGUGGCAAAUGGAGAUAAUCCGGUGAAUGAUUCGUCAGGGGUUCUGAAGAUAGGUAGUGAAGGUAAACUAGUCCUUGUUGACCAAGCAGAAAGAGUCUCGUGGUCAUCGAAUAACAAGAAUACUACUUCGCAAAGCGUAGUUGCUCAGCUCCUGGAUUCUGGAAAUCUAGUUUUGAAAGAGUUUAGUGAAAACGUCUCCGGAAACUAUCUUUGGCAGAGUUUUGAUCAUCCCUCCAACACAUUAUUGGCGGGCACGAAGCUCGGGUGGGACCUGAGGAUGGGUUUGGACCGGCACAUGACAUCCUGGAAGAGCGCAGAGGAUCCCUCAACUGGAGACUUCACCUAUGGUGUCGAUCUCGGAGGAAUAAUUCCCCAACUAGUCAUACGUAACGGACGUGUCAAAUACUUUCGAACUGGGCCCUGGAAUGGAAUACAGUUCAGCGGGCUUCGGUUCUCUCCUAAUUUGAUAUUCAUCCCCAAGUUCGUCAACAAUUCUCAAGAGGUCUACUACACGUUCGACAAUUUCAAUGAGUCCACCAUCACUAGGUCGGUAUUAAACGCUUCAGGGAAUCACCAACGGUACCUGUGGAAUGAGGAAACGCGGGAGUGGACCAUGAUUUAUAUGUUGCCGCAUGAUGAAUGUGAUGUCUACGGGAAUUGCGGGCCCAAUAGCAUGUGCACGAUCAGCAAUCCUCAAAUAUGUAGCUGCAUGAUUGGUUAUCAACCGAAGUCACAGGCAGAGUAGGAUACAUUUGUGAGGA
This is a messenger RNA of Eucalyptus grandis, 1040 nucleotides long. Its product is annotated as S-locus-specific glycoprotein S13-like. The coding region runs from base 53 to 1024 and encodes 323 amino acids. The record is from RefSeq and is a predicted model, not a curated record. Gene Ontology annotation, biological process: recognition of pollen. Lineage: Eukaryota; Viridiplantae; Streptophyta; Magnoliopsida; Myrtales; Myrtaceae. The transcript has a single exon.